Messenger RNA from Vitrella brassicaformis, 3342 nucleotides. Lineage: Eukaryota; Vitrellaceae. The record is from the annotation of a GenBank genome assembly.
CAUAACAUAACAAGAAACCAACCAACCGACGGUAAUACAUGACGUACCAAAACAACGUACACACUAGUCCACCAUCAGGCCGAGAAUGUGAGUGUCGCGAUCGACAGGUAUGACACCAACACGAACGAACACCACCUGUGCAUCUCCAUCCAUCUGUGUGUGUGUGGUCAUCAUCCAUGCAUAUCGCUGUGCGUGCAGGUCACUAAAGUGUUGACUCAUCGAUUCAUGCACACCGCACCGCCCCCCCCUCUCCCACCCUCUCGUUCUCCCUCCCUGUGCAUGCAUACACACAGGCAUGCAAGAAAAAUCAGGGGAAGGUGAGGAGCCGCACGCACGUGGCCAUCCCGCCAUACAGUGAGUGAGUGAGUGAGUGGAGUGGAGUGGCAUCAUCGAGUGGCAAAAAGAACAAGGGGACACACACAUAAUAGAAGUACCGGUGGGUCUGUCCACUUCACAAUAUGUGUGGGUCAUCCCGAAAAAAGACACCCUGGCACACACAAACAAAUACAUGUUCGUUCAAGUGGUCAGUCAGUGAAGCUCCCUUGUUAGUCAGUCAAUCAAUCAAUCAGGUCGUCUGCAGUCUGCCUUGACUACAAGUGAGUGAGAGAGCGAGUGCAGUGAUUCAAUCAGUGGCGUCAGUCAGUCGUCAAGCGAUCGGGUCAGUCAGGUUGCCUACCUGUCUGUUUGUCUCUGUCUGUCUGUCUGUCUGUCUCUCGGCCUUCCUGCAAGUGUCGGUCGACAGCGUCUGGAAGGCGGUGAAGGGCAGCUAUGCACGUGUGCAAAGUGUCACGUGUGGUCACCGACUGUGUUUCUGGUGACCGCUCACAGGGUCAUCAGAAACGCAGCAGGUGCCGGCAUGCCACACUUGCACACGUACAUCCCUGCCACUUACCAUCGUGUACUUUUACAUGGUCCCUGACGUUGACGCGAGGCAGUCGAUAUUAUUCAUGAGCUUGUGUCCCCCACCGUUCAGUGAGCGAUCUGUGUACAUGGAAUCAGUCAGUCAGUCAGUUAGUGAAUGUCUGUGUACAUCCCUCUGUCCCAGUGCGUCCAGCCCAUAUACACAUACACACAUACACACAUGUGCUCGCGCACAGCCAUGGUUUGUGGAUGAAUGAAUGCACCGGGAGUCAGUAGUAAGUGAGUUAGUCACCAGUGCAACUGAGUGAGGGUGAGUGAGUGGCCAUCGCCUCGUCCUGAUUGGUUGGUGGUGGUUCGCUCUUCUCUUUCCGUAAAAAACACAUCCAAUCGAUCUACAUACAUACAUACAUCGAUACAUACGUACAUACGUAAUGCAACCAAUGCACGUACAAGGAAGGCAGACAUAACAGACAAACACGCAAUCCACCCAACCAGCCAGCCAUCCAUGGAGGCAGCCACCCAGCUGUCCAGCCAGCCCAGCCCACAACUAAGUGACGUUAUAAACCACUGUAGCUAUCCACCUACCCAUGUACCUACCUAAUCGAUCAAUCACACAUACGCACAUCCAUCCACAGCCAGUCUGUCGGGCAGCCAGACCACACACACACACACACGCACGCACACACGAGACGGAGGUAGGGACGGAAGGUCAAACACAUCCACCAGAUUCAGUCAGUGCCACCACGCAUGGCACAUGUGCAGUCAGUCGAGCCAGUCAGUCAGUCAAACAUCGAUCGACGGGCAGACACACACUGUAUGUAUGUAUGUGUGUAUGUAUGUAUGUGGUGCCAGCAGACAGUCAGCCGUGGGUCAGCCCAUGCACUCAUACGAUGGAUGCACAGGCCGACCAGACACACACGGACGGACGGACAAAAGAUGGAUGCAUUCCUCUACCUUACAUUAUACUGCAGCCCACACAUUACAUUGCGCACACAACACUCUCCACACACACGAAUGCACAGCGGACGGACACACACGCCACACACACAUCACCCACAGCAGCAGCAGCACCAGACGAACACUUCUCGAUCGGUCGAUCAGUCCGUCAGUCAGUCAGCCAGCCCAUGCACACAGCAUACAGUCACACAGGAGCUCAAGCAUGCAUGCAUAUUACAGAGCGCAUCCAUGCCACUUGAAUUGACACGAACAGCUGUUUUCGCUUUUCGCUUGGAUACACGCCACGCAGACCACACAAUACGCCACAUGCCAUCACAUCACAUCACAACACACACGCAUCAGACAUACUGGCGGACAGACUGAGACAGUAAGCACGGUCAUUUUUAUGUGUCGGGAGGAAGGGAGGCAUGCAGCAGGCUGGCUGGCUGGCUGGCUGGCUCGCUGGCUGGUCACCCGCUAGCAAAAGAAACAUUCAGCUAUCAUCCAUCGUAUGCUAUCCUAACAGUAAUAUCCAAUGUGUUGCGGUCCAGCAUCCAUCCAUCCAUCCAUCCCCGCACCACACGGCGCCCUCCCUGAUGCCGCGCGCGUCUUGUCUUAUGCACCGGCCGAUGGGUCGUCCGCCACACCCCCGUUGGCUGCCAUGAGCAGCGUCAUGGGGGGCUCCGCCUGAGCACCCGUGGCGGCCUUGCACGAGGGAGAGCCGCCCGACGAGGCCGUGGAUGUGAUAGCCGUGGAGGCGCUCAUCGACCGCUCCCCCUUGGUGAGGAGCCCUGGGAUGGAUAGCCCCUCGGGAUCCACCAUGGACAUGCCCUUGGCCCCGGUGUUGGCGUUGCAGGCCAGCAGGGCCAUACGACGCUGGUACAGAGACGACGCACUCGGGUGCUCCAGACGGAUGCUGCAAUGGGAAUACACACAGCGACGAGGGGCGUGUGAGACGGUGGUGGCACACGGCCUUGUCUGUUUCAUCGCACUUGGUGAGCCGUCUCGGGUUGAGUGAUGAGAAGCCCGGUAUGAGGGGCGUGGGCGGUUCGGCAUCCGGCAGCUCACCGCGCGACAGCAAGAAGCUCUCCUCACUGUAGGAAUGAUGCAACCAUACAAACACACACACACCGGUCACACACACAAGCCAGUGAGGUGUCUUGCCGUGUACCUGGACUGGGAGGAUGGCAGGCGUUGCAGAGACAGCAUGCCUCCACACUCUCACAGGCACAAGCAUACACCUAUCAAAGUCGUAGGCCCGGGGGAUCUGAUCGUGGUGGGGAGACAGACAGCCCACCGCCUUCACAGCUCGACCUGGUUCACACGCAUGCCACCACACAGCACAGCACUGCUGCUGCUCAUCCCACAUCCCCAUGCGCCGGCUUGCCGUGAGCAGUGACUGGCCCUCCUCACCUGCAGCUUGGGAGUAGGCGGAUAUUGCGGGAAAGUUGUAAUAGCAGCUGGUAUGGUCGCUGCAAGUCGUCCUUCAACCCUGCUGCGACGCCGUAGCGCCACAACAAGCCCAACCUGUGCGGAUUCACUCGG